CCAUACUUCCAAGAGCAUUUUUCGGGGCGAGUUUACAUUUUGCGGAUAAUUGUGGAAAAAGCGGUAAAAGAACGUGCAAACACGAACCGAAAAAUCGCUGCCUAAAUGUGGUCACCACGUGCGAUAAGAACGCCACGUUUAAAACGCUGAAACCAUCAAUACCUGGCCGAAAAAAGAGCGGUUCUUUGGCUAAGGGCGAGCGAAGAAAAUUAAGUGUGGUGGGAAUCGGAAUCGGGAUUCUACGCAUUGUACGGCAUAUCAGCUGCAGAAGAUUGUGUGCACCCCAAGCGAAGCAGGCGAAACCAAAACAAAACAAAAUCGUUUGGCCAACUAUGAGAUCGUAGGACCGACGGCACGCGAUUCAAUUCGACCGCCAUGGACAAGCGGUUCAAGUGGCCGCUCAAACAGCGGGCCAUCUACUCGGAUGCGCCCUAUCACCACAAUCCGUCGCGUGGCUACCAGAGGCAUCUGCACGGCGGUCAUCCCAAUCAGUCCCAGCACCCGCACCAGCAUCCCGGCAAGAGUUAUGCGCGCCAGCAGUACGGCUACAGCCAUGGCGGCGGCUACCGCAAACCAAUGCCGCCACCACCUCCGCCCGUGGCUCAGCCGCAGAUGGGGGGCGGGGCCAUGGCGCCACCCUCGUCCGGCGGAUCAGUGGGUGCCGGCGCCGAUAUGGUCACCCUCAUCGUGGAGAACAACAACCUGAAGCGUAUGAUAGUGCUCCAUUUGAAGUUGAUGCAGGAGCAGACGGAUAGUCUGGCGGCCAAGGACAAGGACCUGGACGAUCAGAGCGCCAGAAUGAGCGCGGUGCUGGCGCAGAAUCAGGAACUAAAGCAGGCAGUCGCCAAGCUGGAGGCCGCCAAUGAGGAUCUGCGCAAGCAACUGCGAAGGAAGAACCAGCGGCGAAACGAUGAUGACGACGACGACGAUGAUCACUCACUGCCACCUGCUGCCCCCCAGCAGAGACCGAUCCGCUGUCAUGCCGAGACGCAAACUGUGAUCAGGGAGCGGGAACAAUGCACUCAGACCAUAGAUGUCCAACCGCAACUGGCGGAGGUGCAGCCCAGGAGCCAGCAUGUGGAGGAAGUACCAGCGGUGACCCACCACGCUGGAGUGGUCACGAAUCUGCCAAGCAGCAAGCGCUCAGAGAGCAAAGGCCGCGGCGAGUUUAAUGGCAAAAAAGUGAGCACUUUUAUCCUGCAGCGCAUGAAUCAGGACUCCAAACAUCACAUCCAGGAGCAAACGGACCAGCCGGAAGAACAGGCGAUGCAGACGCAAGAGGAUCAGCUGCAGCAGGAGGACGACCAUCUUCGGGAGGAGGUUGAACUCCCGGGACAGGACGACCAACUUCGGGAGGAGGUUCUACUCCCGGGAGAGGACGACCAUCUUCGGGAGGAGGUUCUACUCCCGGGAGAGGACGACCAUCUUCGGGAGGAGGUUCUACUCCCGGGAGAGGACGACCAUCUUCGGGAGGAGGUUAUACUCCCGGGAGAGGACGACCAUCUUCGGGAGGAGGUUCAUCUACCUGAAGAGGACGACCAUCUACAAAUGCAAGAAGUGCAAACUGAAGAAGUCGUUGGGGGCGAUAUUUUCCACGAUGCUUUGGAAUCCAUUGAAAUGGAGGUGAUUACCGAGGAGAUGGUGGUAUUGGAAGAGCAUAUACAAACUGUAGAUGCUAACGGCCAUAUGGAGGAAGACGAUGAAGAAGAAGAAGAUCAGGAGAACUCGGAUGAAGAGGAAGAUAGUGAGGAGGACGAUGAAGACGACGAGGAUACUCAAUCGUUGGACUCUAAUUCAGAUGCACACUUUCGAACUGAGGACGAUCUCUGGCAGAAUCAGAUAAGCUCUAUGGAGUUGGACACGACGGAGGAGAAGGCCUUGGCGCCUUCGGCACACUCAACCCCCAAUCAUUUGCCGAAGUCUCUGCCACAUGCUGUGGUUAGGAAGGAGGAGCAACAGGACUGGAAGGCUGAAAAGCUGCUGCAACUGGAGCACGAUCAAAAAAUGGAAAAACAACUGGAUCAGGAACUAGACACCAGUGGCCAAAUGGAGGUGGACAACGUCAAGAUCGUCUCAGAAAAAAAGAGAAUUGAGGAAGAAAAGAUAGCAGGAUGCGCAUUAAAAGCGCUGCUUCUCCUGCAGGAAGCGGCGAAGGAGAUGGAAAAGGGCAAGAAGGUGGCGGAAAUACGUAAGGAGCAGGAGAAGCUUCAAGAUGGAGCCACAGAAGAACUCAAAGCAAUAAAAAAGCCGCAGGAGGUUCCCAAGGCGGAGCUAAAACCGAAAGAUCCACCCAAGGAGCAUAAGCGACAGGAUCGUCAAGAGGAUGCUCGCGUGGAACAGCCGGAAGAGGUACGCGAGGAGCAGAAAGAAGUCCUUAAAGUGCAACCGGAGGAUGCACCCAAGCAGCUGUUAAAAGCGGUAGCACCCAAGGUAGCUGCUGUUCCAAGUCCAUCUGUAAGGGAAACUAAGUUGCCCAAGGCCAACACCGCUGACAUAAAAGCUUCCCCUGCUCAAAAAAGUAUAGCCAACCAUCAGUCCACCAAGACUCAAACUGAUCCCGUAAAAAAACGGAGUUUGCAAGUUAAAAUCAGGCAGUACGAGAUGUUCUCUGGCAUUAGGAGUAGCUCAUCCGCCCAGUUCGAUGCACGAAAACACAAGAAGAUUGAUCAGGACCCGGGGCCCGACACAAAGAUCACAAAACAAGCGUUGCUCAAUGAUAAAAGGAUCAUUUCGGAAAAGUCCCCGGACCAAGAUCAGGACAUAGACCACGUGGAGACCGUUAAACGCAAACUGCAGGAACAUUUGAAAAAGGAGCUGCUUAGCCAGAGUCAGCUGCCGCAGGUUGCGCUUAAAAAACCUAUCAAGGAGAGAACAGUCACAAACCUAAUCUAUCCACCACCCAGUGCACCAGUAUCCUCUACCACAAUAACCCCAGCGCCUACGCCGUCGACGACACCUACGCCCGGCUCUACGCCGCAGCCCACGCUCACAUCCUCGAUGGAACCGGAAAUUUCUGCGUCAAAAUCCAAAUCCAAGGCAGCUGAACAAAUAGCCACUCCUCUGACACCUCAGUCCAAUAGCAGUGUUAGCAGCAGCGCAUCAACAACCAGAAAACCCCUAAACAAUUGUUCACCCCACACGUACAGCAAGGCAACUGCGAGAUCGGGAAAAUCCAAGUCCAUAUUCCGCACCGCCACCUUUCCGUACACCACGAGAACGUGGGAGGAUCAGGAGUUUCACUGCGACAACGAGUUCUUCCUGGAAGAGGCCGACGAACUCCUGGCGGAUAAUCCUAGUCUGGAGAUACCUAAGUGGAAGGAUGUCCCAGUGCAGCCCAGUUCAAACAAAAGUAAAUUAGAACAACUGAGCGAUGCUGCAUUCGAGCGACGGCACCAAAAGUAUGUAAAGGAUGAGAUCGAUCGCAAGUGCCGGGAUGCACGUUACAUGAAAGAGCAAAUACGGCUCGAGGGGCUAAGGAUGCGUCGGAACCAAGACGAGGUGUUGGUUGCGCUGGAUCCGCUGCCCACGUCCACCUUCUACCCGCUGCCCGAGGACAUUGAAGGCAUUCAAUUCGUCAACGAGGUGACUGUUCAAGCCUUCGGCGAAAAUAUGGUCAACAUGGAGGCACGAGACGAUUUCGGCGUCGCCUGGGUGGACGCUGUCGAAGCGCCAACCUCCAUAGCAAGGUCCAAGGCAAUGGCUGAGCCGGUGGCAACGUUGGCCAGCAAAAAGCUGCCCACCACAGCCGCCGAGGCGAGGCAUCAAGAAAAUCACUCCUCCUACGUGUUUCCCAAGCGACGCAAGCGCCAGAAGAAUCGUUAGCCAGGACGCUUCUGGGAGAUCUGCUACGGAAGCUGAGCUAAUGAGUGGCGGUUGGGCUGAGGACGUUGCGUUUACCAUACUGAUGAUUUUCAUUUUCUAAUUUUUAAUUAUUUCAUAAGCGUAAAGUGAAUGCACCAGAGUUAACAGUAACGAAUCCCAGAGAUCGUCAAGAUGUCAUAUAAUCCAGAUCAGACGAUACUUCUUGUACAUAUGGUUCCACAUAUAUGUAUAUGACUUCUGGAACUUUUUAAAACUUGUUUUUAUUUUUGUAGAUCUAUCAAUUUGUAAAUUAUAAUCGCAUUAAUUCUGUAAAUGAUUAUUCAAACAAUUUAGAUUCUAUUGAAUAUUAAAUGGAAUUGUAAAAGUUUAUAUCAGUGCAGCUAAAGUAUUUUCCAAUUUUUUUUAAUGGUAUUUUCCGUCGCCUGGUCUGGAAAUGAUUAGUUUUAGUUACCGUCUUGCAAUCUGUUGAAAUUCUUAAGAGUUUCGCUCUAGCUUGUUUCAAAUUUACAUAUUUAGUCUCACAAAACAUUUAAUCUAUUCACUCGCUAAGUUAGAUCGGAUAAUCCAUCUCAGCUUUAUCCCCUUUAAGAUCGCCCGUACUGAAGUGAUAAUAACGAAACCGAAAGGAUAUAAUGUUCAAUGGGCUUUUUUGGCGAAACAUAAAGAAAUUUGUAGACUUCUAUUUUUAAAUAUUUUUUUCCUAGAUUUUAUUACAUUUUUUUUUUCUUUAUUUAUACUAUGUUAUGUCUUGAUGAUUUUCUAAUGCAGACAACGAGUGUGUUGCGAAGAGUUACUCAGGUAUAUCUCUGAUAAUAUCCUUUUUUGUGGGUUUGAUUGUAUGUAAAAAUUGUGUGUGAUGUUGUCUGCUUAGAGUCAUCAAAUUUUACAUUUAACGCAUUGUUUUAUUUUAUUAACUUCUUUUAACUUGUUUUAUGUUUUACCAAAAACAACCGUCGAAAAACACAAACAAGAAUUAAAAAAUAAAUAUAAACCUGAUUUCCAA
Messenger RNA from Drosophila subpulchrella, 4825 nucleotides. RefSeq names its product protein male-specific lethal-1 (gene msl-1). The coding region runs from base 376 to 3822 and encodes 1148 amino acids. Gene Ontology annotation, cellular component: MSL complex. The record is from RefSeq and is a predicted model, not a curated record. The transcript has 2 exons. NCBI's taxonomy places the organism in Eukaryota, Metazoa, Arthropoda, Insecta, Diptera, Drosophilidae.